AUGUACGGACAGCAACCAAUUCUUGUUUUAAGCCAAAACACAAAACGUGAGUCCGGCCGGAAAGUUCAACUUGAGAAUAUUAACGCUGGAAAGACAAUAGCGGACGUUAUUCGAACAUGCCUCGGCCCGCAGGCUAUGUUGAAAAUGCUAAUGGACCCUAUGGGAGGUAUAGUGAUGACUAACGAUGGUAAUGCUAUACUCAGAGAAAUCACUGUGCAACAUCCAGCCGCUAAAUCCAUGAUAGAAAUCGCAAGAACACAGGAUGAAGAGGUUGGUGAUGGUACAACAUCAGUAAUAGUCCUUGCCGGAGAGAUGCUGGCUGUCGCUGAACAGUUUUUAGCACAGAACAUCCAUCCCACCGUCAUUAUAAGGGAAUACCGUCAAGCCCUUGAAGACGCAGUGCAACUCUUACAAGAUAAGAUCUCGGUGCCAAUUGAUUUGAAUGACCGUGAGAAACUCAGGGAAGUGAUUCAUUCAUGUAUUGGUACAAAGUAUGUCGGCCGUUGGGGAGACCUAGCUGUAGACAUUGCUUUAGAUGCUGUGAACACGGUUACAAUCAAUGAAAACGGAAGGAUUGAAGUUGAUAUUAAGAACUACGCAAAAGUAGAGAAAAUUCCCGGUGGAUCAGUGGAAGAAUCUAAAGUAUUGAAUGGUGUUAUGUUCAAUAAAGAUGUAACACAUCCUAAAAUGAGGAGAUAUAUUGAAAAUCCUAGAAUUAUUCUCCUCGAUUGUCCAUUGGAGUACAAAAAGGGUGAAAGCCAGACCAAUAUUGAGAUUGUUGGUGAACAGGACUUCACAAAACUCCUUCAAUUAGAGGAAGAGCAUGUUCAACGUCUCUGUGAAGAUAUCAUAGCUUUGAAGCCAGAUGUUGUCGUCACAGAAAAAGGAGUUUCAGAUUUGGCACAGCAUUACCUUGUUAAGGCCGGAAUUACAGCUAUUCGCAGACUUCGUAAAACUGACAACAAUCGUUUAGCUCGUGCAUGUGGGGCGACCAUUGUUAAUAGGACCGAGGAGUUGAAGGAAUCAGAUGUAGGGACCCAGGCAGGACGGUUUGAGAUCAAGAAGAUUGGAGAUGAUUACUUCACAUUUGUUACUGAAUGUAAAAAUCCUAAGGCCUGCACAAUUCUUCUCCGCGGUGCCUCCAAGGAUAUUUUGAAUGAAAUUGAAAGAAAUCUACAGGACGCUCUACAUGUUGCAAAGAAUUUGGUAUUGAAUCCUCGUCUCGUGUGUGGUGGUGGAGCGGUUGAGAUGUCUGUGUCAGGUGAACUAGCGGCCAAAGCUCAUCAUGCAGCCCCAUAUAGAGCAGUUGCACAAGCACUCGAAAUAAUACCUCGUACAUUGGCUCAGAAUUGUGGUGCGAAUACAAUCCGUACACUGACAGCAUUGAGAGCGAAACACGCGGCCGGUGAGAAGAACUGUGGCAUUGACGGAGAAACGGGGCUCAUAGUGGAUAUGGCACAGAAAGGAAUAUGGGAACCACUGGCUGUUAAAUUACAGGUUUAUAAGACAGCGGUGGAAACGGCGAUAUUUCUGUUAAGGAUUGACGAUAUUGUGUCAGGUUCUAAGAAGAAGAAUAAGGAAGGCGCCAACCCUGCUGAAAUGGCGAAUAUGCAGGAAUAG
Molecule: messenger RNA, 1620 nt
Organism: Danaus chrysippus (African queen)
Lineage: Eukaryota; Metazoa; Arthropoda; Insecta; Lepidoptera; Nymphalidae
Source: the annotation of a GenBank genome assembly